AUUUCAUUACUCGCUCCAACAAUCGUUCGUUGUUCAUCGCAUCAAAAAAAUACGAAUGUUCAUUAUCAAAAGCUCGAGAAAUUGUCCAGAUUUUCGAUUAAUGCGCCUGACGCCCGGGUUUUCCCAUUUUUCCCGACUUUACCGAAGUGAAAAUGUGAGCGAGCCACUUCCAUACGCGAUUACAACCGUCUGAUCGUUUUUCGGGUAUUUUUCAAUGUUCAAUUCUCCAGUGUUUCUCGUACUCUGCAAAAAAAAACUCAAACUUAAUGGUCAGAACAUUGAGAGAUCAUUGUUGUGGUGUUUGUUCGCUCUGAGACAAUGAACACGAGUAACAGUGGGAGUGCAGAGGCUGCCGGUGACAAGAGACAGCCAGAGGCUUCCCAGGGCCCUCCGCACAGUCUAGCUACCAUUCAGAAUGUCCACAGGAUCCAGACCAUCCAGAAUAUCGUGCAGAGCAAUGUGCAGACGAUACAGCCGACCCAGAGUGUCGUCAGUACUGUGGCAUCAGCUAUUGUGGGCAAGUCUAUUUCCCUGGAUUUGAAUCCAAAGCUGUCGCUCAUGAAGUCUGUGGUGCAGAGUGGGGCUGCUGUGUCCGGGGAGACCAGCAAGAUCACCACGACCCUCUGCUCGGUGGGGUCAACCGUGAGGAUAAUAUCCCCAGGCAUGUUGAGCACUGUAGAGCGUCAGAAUCCAUCCCCAGGGCAGAAUCAGGGGGUCCAGCAGGUGGUAACCACCAUUCCAGCCACGUACCACGUACCAAGGGGCCCAGCAGCAGUCGCCAACAUCUCGGCGCCCAGGUCCACUGUCGCAACGCCCAUUGUCAGGGCUAGUGGAGGAGCUGCUGUUGUUCCCAUUGCCAGACCAGGAGCUCCAACAACAGUGACAGCGACCCAAUGGCCCCCGAAGACCUCAGUAGUCUACGCCCCUCCCCAGCGUCACCCAGUUCCCCCCGUGACUCGAGUGACAACUCGACCUCAAGCUGUCUACACCUCCCAGCAGCCCCAGCUGGUGCCCCAAUCCCAAAUCCGCCCAGUCCAGGCGACAGUGGUGACAGCCACAGUCUCAGGAGCUGCCCCACGACUGCUCACCCCUGUUCUUCAAUCUACCAAUGCCCUCACGAGGAUACCAGUCCCCCAGGUGCGUCCAGCUAUUCCUCUGGUGUCCACAGCAGCUGUGGCACCAUCCAGACACCCCCCUCAGUCGAUCCAGGCGACUCAGCCCACGAGAACCCUCGCGAUACCAGCGACAACGAACAGGGUCACGGUGACAGCACCUGUGGUGGGAACAGCCAGUAGAAUACCAGGAACAGCUUCUCUGACGGUGCAGCCAGCCCUUGGGCGCCAACUCUCGUUGAACCCCACCCCUGGGGCCACCACUAAUUUCUCGAGGGUUGUGAUCCCCUCGCAACAGGUGCAGCAGGCACCAGGCCAUCAACAAGGUGCCAGAGUGGUGCAGACAAUCACCUCCCUCGCGAACAUCGGGACAGUCUCCCGAGUGCUAGCGACGACGACCUCAGGCCCGAUCACGAACAUGGCGAGGGUGACGCAGUCAGCGCCGACGUCAGUCGCCCGAAUAACAGGAAUGACCCUGCACUCGCUGCCGCUGGCCUCCCCCCGGCCGUCGCCAGGGCCGAUGAAGCCCCUGCAGGCCCAGACGAUCACCCAGACAGUCCAGAUAAAGUCCUCAGGCCAGCAGACCCUUCGCGUCACCCCGGCAGCUCCAGUGAUCGCCACAACCUCCUCGACGAUCGUCACCUCAGCCCCACCAGCGACGAUAAUCAUCAACAACACGAACAGCAUCCCCAGCUCUCCGAAUCAGUAUCAGUACCGUCAGGGUCAGCCAGUGAGGCUCCUGGUGGAGCCUCCGCACGAGGACAACCACAGCAAGCCCAACGCAUCCCCAAGGCCGAGCAUCCUGAGGAAGAGAGACCACGACAGCUCUCCAGCGAAGUCAAUAGCCAAGAACCUGGUGCCUGUGCUGACCGCCCUGGCAGCUAGGCAGUCCAUUGGGAGUCCCCCGGGGUCCCCAAGGGGCGACAGAGAGGGAAAUCACAGCUCUGGAUCGACCACUGUCUCCGCCACCAGCUCCCCAGGCCUCGACGAGGAGCCUGAACAGUCCAGGAUCAGCGUACAGAGCAGUGUGAUGGAGAUGAGUCCCAGGAAAAAGCCCAGGAAGCAGCAGCUCACGGGGGUCGAGCUCACCGAGGCCAGGUGCAACGUCGAGGACAUGCAGUUCAUCUGCGAGGACAAGAUCAAGAGGGAGAUCAAGGAGGAGAGGAGGGACAAGUUCGGGGAGAGGGAGAGCGCGCAGACUGUUGUCGUCAGGGGGAGGCCUACGCCGAGUCUCAUUGGUAAGGAUUCUUCGUGGAAGAACAGGUGGGGAGGAAGACUGCAUCAUUUCAGGAGGCCUGGCGAUGUCCGGCCGAAGGAGGAGAGGAGACCUACUGUCGCUGAAAUUGCUCAGCAGAAGUUUGUUCUUCAGAAGAUCAAUGGGUGGAAGGUUUAUCAGCUCACAGCGCAGAUGGAGGACCUUGCGGAGUUGGAGAAACAGGUGCAUGAGAAAUUGAAAUCCACUCUCCUAAUGCUAGAGUCUCAACAGCCCACAAAGAAUCGCCAAGACGACGGUAUCGAGCGUGCAAAUGAAUUAAUCAAAGGAAAUAUGCAGAGAAGUAGUUUAAUAAGUGAAGGUAUGAGUGAAGCGAGGACUCAACUUAUCGCGAUAUUCCAACACAAGGAUCACGUGAGUGAUAUGUUGCAGCGUUGUGGUAACAAACGAUCGCAAAAAAAGCGUGACAAAUGAAUGGAAUUAGUGGACUCUUCGGGGUUCUCCAAGAAGUCAAACUUUGGGGUUUCAGAGACUAAAUAUUUAUAUCUUUCAGUGUUUUUUUAAGUCAUGCAGAGAAUAGAUUAUAUUCGAUUAAUACAAAAUGUUUUCCAGCACCUCGUGGUUUCAUUACUCCACACUAUUUCUACUUCAUAAUGUAAGAAUUAGCUAAUUAAUUAAUUGUUAAUUAUUUUUGUAAUGACGAAAAUUUUUUCACAAAUUGGAAAAAUAUUUUUUUUGCUUUAGAAAAAUCGCAAUAUCUCCGAGACUAUUGG
Molecule: messenger RNA, 3098 nt
Organism: Diachasma alloeum
Lineage: Eukaryota; Metazoa; Arthropoda; Insecta; Hymenoptera; Braconidae
Product: histone deacetylase complex subunit SAP130-A
Exons: 5
Coding region: 319-2799 (826 amino acids)
Biological process (GO): negative regulation of transcription by RNA polymerase II
Cellular component (GO): Sin3-type complex
Source: RefSeq, a predicted model, not a curated record